GUAUUAGUAUUCAGAGCACAGGGACGGAAAACGGAGAGGGAGCGAGCAAGCAAGGAACCGAAUGAUAGAGAGUGAGAGGGAGGGGAUAGUGAAAUACAGAGGAGGAAAAAACACUAGACGGGGGGAAAAAUAUAAGAGAAGAACACAGGAAACGGGAGUGGAAAGAGGAGAGGGCACAGAUAUCAUAUUGGUAAUUUCUCCCUCUCAGUCUGCCAUCCCGGUUGCGGGGCUUAUUGCUCGGUGCGUCUUGGAGAGAGAGAGAGAGAGAGAGGAGGGGGUGGACAGAGCGAAAGAGGGCGGAAUGCCCCUUUACAAGCGUCGCAUCUGACUAAAACAGCGGAGAAGCUCGUAAAUCGUAAAGAGAGGGAGACAGUGGUUUCUGUAACGCCAAGGUGAUGUUGAGGAACUUCAUAAGAGUCUCCACAAAUGUGACAGUGAUCUCCAAUCCGUGCUGAUUUGUUGGAGAGACAACAGAAAGAGAUGUGAUCCACCGUUUACUGUUGAAGCCAAAUGACUAAGAGCUCAACUUCUCAACUUUCAGUGAGGAAAAAAAGCCACUUUUCUGCAGGCUCCCAUUUCUGGUCUUGGAAACAUUAGGAAAAAAACAAGUUAAAGGUUAUGCAUGCACUCCAGGCAUAACUGUGCGUUCCUCUGCCAAAUCUAUUUGUAAAGAAAAAGAGUGUCUCCGCUCUGGCUUGUACAUUCAACAUGGCCCAGAACCUCGGGAGUCAAGUUCAGUAAAGGGAAAGUGAGAGGGGUGGGUGUCUCUCAGUCAUAUAUGGGCACAUCACUCUGGUCUCUGUGAUCCAGACCAAGACACCCUGCAGAGCCCCUCGUGUUCUUCCCUUAUUGCAGCUGCCCCUCAAAUUCCUCUGCUCAACUUUCUCAUUUCACACCUUGUAAACGGUGGACGGGCCUACACUCUACUUAAAAGAUCGCCGUCCGAUAGGUGAGGGCGGCGAGGGCUGCGCUGUCAUUGGCUGACUGCCGGUGAGAGUGCGAUGCGGAUUGGAGGAUGUCGGGGGACUGGGAUGAAGACCUGUGCAAGAAGGCGCUGAUGUUGGUGGAGGAGCUGUGCUUCAACUCCCCGAGAGGUUACAGCCAGAGUGAACGCUGCCAGGAGUUCAGCUACCUGCUGCGAGGUCGCAAUCGACAGCUGGACACAGAGAUCUCUGUCAGUCUGCUGUCGGUCAUCGUGACAUUCUGUGGCAUCGUCCUCCUCUCCGUAUCCCUCUUUGUCUCCUGGAAGCUCUGCUGGCUGCCAUGGCGGGACAAGGAGGGUGGAGGCCUGAGUCUGACAUCCGGGUUGCUGCCCGGAACCGCCGGCGUCGGAAGCCUCGGAGGCACUGGUGGGUCGUCGCUCUUACCCCCGCUGCUGCAGAGGAAAGAGGGUCACUCUUCUUCCUCUCUCUACCCCUCCCUGGGCCAGCAGGGCCAGCAUCACCCCCAUUUCUCUGACUUGGUGGGGCUGGAGAGGGGGGAGGUCGGAGGUGUGGUUGGGGGGCCACAUGAGACCCAGGAGCACUCCUACUUGGACAUGGACUCCUACCCCAACAAUGCUGGAACUCUGAAGCUGAGUCAGACGUCUCCAGAUGUCCCCAACUCAGAGGUUGGGGCGCAUCCCCCUAAAGACCUUCCCAACGCUCAUUCCCAGCAGCAGGUGACCCCACGGCCCAAGCCCAUGACUCACCAGCUCUCCAGUCCUGAUUUCCACGCUGACGAGAAGGAGCAGGUAACCAGCAUUGGGCAGAUUAAACCAGAACUCUACAGACCCAAGGGCGACCAAGGCGAAGGCAAACAGGGCGACAACUGCGGCAAGAUCAGCUUCCUCCUGCGUUAUGCCUUCAAUACAGAGCAGUUGGUGGUGAAGAUCUUGAAAGCUCUGGACCUGCCAGCGAAGGAUGCCAAUGGCUUCUCUGACCCCUAUGUGAAGAUCUACCUACUGCCAGACAGGAAGAAGAAAUUCCAGACCAAGGUGCACAGAAAGACCUUAAACCCAGUGUUCAAUGAGACGUUUCAGUUUGGCGUGCCGCUGAAUGAGCUACAUUCCAGGAAGCUGCAUUUCUCUGUGUAUGACUUCGACCGCUUCUCCAGACACGACCUGAUUGGCCAGGUAGUGGUGGACAACCUGCUGGACUUCAGCGAGGGCAGCGGGGACAAACCCGUCUGGAGGGACAUUGUGGAGGGCACCGCGGAGAAGGCUGAUCUCGGGGAGCUUAAUUUCUCGCUGUGUUACCUGCCCACUGCAGGCAGGCUCACUGCUACAGUCAUUAAGGCCACCAAUCUCAAAGCCAUGGACCUGACUGGCUUCUCAGACCCGUACGUGAAGGCCUCACUGAUCUGUGACGGGCGAAGGCUAAAAAAGAGGAAGACCUCCAUUAAGAAGAACACACUGAACCCUACGUACAACGAGGCGCUGGUGUUUGACAUUCCCAAUGAAAAUAUAGAAAGUGUAUCCAUCAUCAUAGCCGUGAUGGACUAUGACUGUAUUGGUCAUAACGAGGUUAUAGGGAUGUGUCGCGUGGGCAGUGACGCUGAGGGUCCAGGGAGGGAGCACUGGGCAGCCAUGCUGGCCAAUCCACGCAAACCAAUAGAGCACUGGCAUCAGCUUGUGGAGGAAAAAGCAAUUGCCUCAUUUGUGUCGAAGAGUGCUACGGCAUCCUCCCCAAAGCCGCACAUUGUGGUGGACAGUCCUCACUCCGACUAAAACUGUGAGCCUCUCUCUGGUCAUUAUCGUCUCUCCAACUCCAGACUUUCCUUUCUUUCCUCUCAUCUGUGAAUACUUCUUUCCAUCAAAGAACGAGAGACACGGAGACACUGCUAGUGUCCAACUGCUAGUGCUGUUUUGCUCCUGCUAAUGAAUCCUCCAAGUCCUGUGCUGUCUUUACUAAGCCGGGGAAAAAAACAAAACAACAUCCAUCACAAGCUACACUUUGUGCAUCAGACUACACAUUUACAAACACUUGCAGACACUAAAUGGUACGGUAGAACUGAUAUCGGGUGUAAAUUUGGGAUCUAGCAAGUAAACACACACACAUAAUUCACACAGACACACACAAAUACACACAGAGUUUGUAGUAUGUGCGUAGUUCAUGUGUGCUUCAGAUUAGUGUAGUAUGUCAUCUAGGAGGAGUGUGAUGUGACAAACUUUUCUCUCUUGAAAAAAAGAAAAAGAAAAAAGAAAAGCCAUCCUAGAAUGGUAAUCUCAACCAGGACCAAAGGUUCAUGCCCUUGUACAGACUAUAAAAGAAGAAAAUCACUAUGUCGAUAUUUUUCUUUGCAACAUCGGUGUACAGUAUAUACCAUACUGUAUGAGAAAACAUCUCUCAUGGGAAAACAAAUCUUGUAGUACCUAGCAGGACAAAACGAUCGGAGGUGGAUUCUUCCGGGCCAUUUUGGACGCCUUCACCAGGCUCGUACCCUCUUAUUUCAGACUUAACUCGCUUAUUUUCCCCAGAGGAAAGACGACAAAGCGUCCAGUGGUCUUUAUUGAUGUCAAAGGAGUGAAAAAUGAGGACGGCCUCAUUGGUUUAAGCAUGUUACGCAACUUUGAAAUGUGUCCCACUUCCUCCUGCUUUUUGUCAUGGUCUUCAUGAUGCUCAUCAGUAUCAGUUUUAAAAAUAUAUAUUUUAUUUAUUUUUGUGAAACAGUAUACAUGUAACCAUCAGGAAAGAAGUUUAUUCAUGCCAUUUUUUUACAGUUCACUGAGGAUGCAUUGGUGUGAGCGUCUGAGAGACAUGGACUAUUUGAUCGUCCUCUGCUUUCUGGCCAAACUGGCAGACUUUUCCUAAUGUAGGACUACACAGGCUGAAUGAAACCGGUGUUUACGAUAGGACCAGCAUCUGUUUGGAGUGCAAUCGCUGGAGGAUGUAUUCCACAGGGAAGGAUAUCACCACUUUAUUUUAUUUUUCUAUCAUUCUAGGACUUUUUUAUUUUAUUUUCUCAAGAAGUCACUGUCCAGCUUCAACUGAGAAAUUUGUUAUCUUCAAGUCCACAUCAUGUCUCUGACAAGACUUUAGAAGGACACACCGUGUCCGUGUUGCUUUUAUUAGUGUGUGUUUCCGUGUUUGUGGGUGUGUUUGUUUUGUAUUUGUGCGUGUCUAUGUGUGUGUGUGUGUGUGUGUGUGUGUGUGUGUGUGUGUGCUUGUGUGUCAAUGUGACCUUGUGUGUGACACGUUUCUGUGCUCACCGCCUCAUUCAUCCCUUUUCUGUCUUUGGCACCCCAAAUCCCUGCAUCCACUGACAGAGCGCUCAUCUCUGAGCCAAAUUGUGUCUUCUGUCCUGUGUCUUUACAAAGAGCCAUUUUGUGUUUGUGUGUGUGUGUGUGUGUGUGUGUGUGUGUGUGUAUGAGAAUGUGUGUGUGUGUGUGUGUGUGUGAGAAUGUGUGUGUGUGUACUUUACGUGCCUCAUUGCACUAGGUGGGGAAAUGCUGUCUUUCAUAGACAUUAGUUUGUAUUGUCUAUGUCGUCUCUGAAAUCAGCUGCCAAUCAUUCAUUCCCCCUCUCCUCCCUAACCCUUUGCCUGAUGUAAGUAACUGUGUUGAUUGUGUACUUCUUUCAGUAAUUUGUGUACUGUAUGUCCGAGGGAAAAAACAGAUGGCACAGUGAUUGAAAAUGAAAUUGGUGGGUGUGUUUUUGAUUAAAUUUAUGAGAAGGAACACAAAAAAAUGAAGAAAAAAAACAUCUGAGGCUCAUUUGUUACGGCCUACAGAUCAUGACAAAUUUAGAUCCCCUUAGAGCAAGACAACAGGGAGGAGGUGUGAGAAAACAAGGGCCUGCAAUGUCUGCACUUCCUGUGUAAACUGAUACAGACUUAUAAAGCCAUGUCUGUCACCGCUACUACAACUACUACUGUAACCUCAGCAAAACAACAGUACAACACCUCACUAAAGCUACUUGUAUUGCUAUCGUUGCCAUUUCUCUCUCAUCCUCUGAGACACGCAUACAUUUAUGGAGAAGUGUGUGUGUGUUUCAGGGAAGGAAUCUAGUUUCUUUCUCUUAACCUUUGGACCAUGGAAGUGCAGUGAGACUUACCAGUGUGCUUGAUCGGGUACGCAGGAAGGGACACAUCCCGAUUGAUACCCGCAGGUAUUCUGUGUGAUUUGUCAGCUGGAGGAUUACUGACUAGCUUGUAAAAGUAGAUAUGGUAUUGAUACAUUGGUCUCAAUGCCCCACAAUUCUCUCUUUCCCAGUCUCUCUCUCUCUCUCUCUCUCUCUCUCUGCUUGUGUCUACCCUAUUUAGCCCUUGUGUUACUGCCUGGUGAUAGAUUACAAAACUCAUAGUGGAACCAGCAAAUUCCCUUAUUCUCUUCUUCCCUCUGCUACCUCCUUGCCCCCCCCCCUCCUUCUGUCUGUGUGAUUACUGUCUGAUUACUCAUUCUCUCCUCCUGCAAACCUUACCUUUCCUCCUGCUCCACUCCCCCACCUCUCCCUCACCUAUCUAUUUCCCACGAACCUACCCGCUCACUCUACUAUUUCACAUCCCUCCAUCUUGCCCUCUUUCUUUCUGUGUACGACACCCCCCUCUUUCGUCUCUAUUCUCUCUCUCGCUGUCUUCUCGUGUUAGUGCAGUUCCGAAUGGUCAUGGGGAAACAUGUUUGCAUGCUUAUAUUAACAUGAAUGAUGUCAACUCGAUGCAAUGAAAAAUUAUAUAAGUGAUGCUUUAAGCAAAAUCUGACAAUGAACUUGAUACUAAUACUACUAAUGACGACUAAAUGGAGACCUAGCAAUUGUUUAUCUCUGUGGUCAAAAACAACGAUGAUGAAAUAACAUUGUUUAUGCUGUACUUAUCUUUCUUGAAUUGGUAUCCUUUUUGUUUUUCAAUAGUUUUUUUAAAUAUAUAAUUUAUUCAAGAGGUUUACUUUUUUAUUGGUUAAAGCUGAGAAUUUGAUUGAGGUGUUCAGUCAGGGCAAUUGUUUCAGGACAGCUGUAUCAGGUUGCAGGAUUUCAGUGAAUGUGUAAGUAACAGUGUGGCUGAAGCAGUGAUAAUGGAAAUAAAGGAUAUGUAUCA
Micropterus salmoides (largemouth bass) is the source of this 6009-nucleotide messenger RNA. RefSeq names its product synaptotagmin III (gene syt3). Gene Ontology annotation, cellular component: membrane. The record is from RefSeq and is a predicted model, not a curated record. Gene Ontology annotation, biological process: regulation of calcium ion-dependent exocytosis; cellular response to calcium ion; regulation of dopamine secretion. The transcript is spliced from 13 exons. The coding region runs from base 1016 to 2707 and encodes 563 amino acids. Gene Ontology annotation, molecular function: phosphatidylserine binding; calcium ion binding; clathrin binding. NCBI's taxonomy places the organism in Eukaryota, Metazoa, Chordata, Actinopteri, Centrarchiformes, Centrarchidae.